UUCACGCUUCCAAAAGUUUAUCGGAGACAAAGUGCCCCAAUAAAAUACGAGCAUCGCCCAAUUGAAGGCUGGCGUGGUGUACGGAGUACCGAGAAAGUCCAGCUCGCCGGCCGCCCAUCCAUACGGACGACACUUAAGGGCAGGGGUUUAAAUGUGCUCAGUUCGGUCCCAGCUGCAUCGAAAGUCAAAAGUCAGUUCGAAGCCCCACCAUGGAGAACUCAGCAGCGCCAACGGUGCUGACGUACGUGAUUUUUCUGGUCAUUUUUGCGUUCUGGUGGGUGGUGGUGCGAUACUUGUGUUCGAUCCGAUAUGCGUGGCAAAUUCCUUCGUACCCGGUGAGGAUUCCGGUGCUGGGUCACACCCUGAUGUUUUCUGGGAAAAACACCGAGUGGGCUUUUCGGACAAUGGUCAGAGUUUUUCGAACUGAGCAGCGGCUGACGAAACUUGUGCUGGGGCCGAUUCCGGUGGUGCUGGUUCAUCACCCGGAUUUGCUGCAGAAGGUGCUUACUAGUGCUGACAUGUACGAUAAGCCGUUCGUGUACGAUAUGAUGAAGCUGGGACGCGGACUCAUUACGGAGCGAAAUGGAUGGAUCUGGAAGCAGACUAGGAAAGCGGUGAAUCCAGCUUUCAGUCAGAAAAUUCUGAGUGGAUUUGUACCGAUCUUCGAUUCUCGUGCAAAGAAGCUUGUUGAACGACUUCAACCAUUGGCCGAUGGAGUAACGGGUAUCAAUCUUCUGGAGUAUGUUGCAACGAGUACCUUAGAAAUGAUAUUUAGCACAACCAUGGGCUGCAAACUGCAUGAAAGACCUGGGGAAAAGGAGUACGUCUAUCACUUGGAAAGGAUCCAGAAUAGUCUGGGCGAAAGACUCCUGAACGUUGACAAGUAUCUUGAACCACUGUACCGAUUCUCAUCCAGUUUCAAACGAGAAAUGAAGUCUCGGGUGUUUUGUGAUGCAUUUGCCGACAAAAUCAUUCAAGAACGUCGUGCCAAGAUCGAACGAGAAAAUAACAACACUAAUGAGGAAGCCGAGACAAACUACGACAGUUUGGAGGAGCAUCUGAAGUCUAACAUAUUUCUGGAUGAAAUACUGAACUUCCGACUAGAAGGUACUCCUCUGACGGAUUUGGAGGUGUCCGAACAUCUUCGCACUAUGAUGGCUGCGGGAAAUGAAACAUCAGCGCUAACCACCUGCUAUGUUUGCCUAUUCCUCGCGCAAAAUCCAGAAAUUCAGGAAAAAGUUCUUUCGGAGAUGCAAGAAGUCUUCAACUCUCCGACCAUCGAGCUCAACGCUGAAUCUCUCAAGCAGCUCCAGUACACUGACAUGGUUAUAAAGGAAACGCUUCGCCUCAUCCCCGUUGUACCGUUCAUAUCCCGCGAAACGGGCUGCGAAAUCGAACUGGACGGCGUUCGGAUACCUCCGGGUCAAAUACUGGUCAUGAACUUCUACGCCCUCCAUCGACGGAAGGACUUCUGGGGAGACGAACCGGAGCGAUUCGACCCGGAAAGGUUCCGUCCGGAAGCCAUCCGGCAGAGGCAUCCAUAUGCGUAUGCUCCGUUCAGUGCCGGGUUUAGGAACUGCAUUGGGAGUCGGUAUGCCAUGUACUCAUUGAAGACCAUGUUGACGAGGUUGCUGAUGGCGUUCGAGGUGCGAACAACUAUACGACAGGAGGACAUGAAGUUCAAGUUCGAGAUUACCAUGAAGCUAGUUGGACCACACACGGUACAGCUUGUGAGAAGGAAUCAAAUAGGUAAUCAAACUCCCAAUGAUUAG
Molecule: messenger RNA, 1772 nt
Organism: Aedes albopictus (Asian tiger mosquito)
Lineage: Eukaryota; Metazoa; Arthropoda; Insecta; Diptera; Culicidae
Product: cytochrome P450 4c21-like
Exons: 4
Coding region: 210-1772 (520 amino acids)
Molecular function (GO): heme binding; oxidoreductase activity, acting on paired donors, with incorporation or reduction of molecular oxygen; iron ion binding
Source: RefSeq, a predicted model, not a curated record